GCGAAUUGACAAAAGUCAGAGGUCACCUGUAACCCUACUACUACAUAACCACAUACACCAACUACAACACUCUUCGAGGAUCGCACCGACUGCCACUUGCACCGAAAAUCAGCCAAGAUGAAGAGAACAACGCCCCCCGAGGUCGCCGAUGAGGUCGAGGUUUCCGCCGAGAGCGGCUCCAAGGGCCAGAUGUCCGUCCUGGAUGCCCUCAAGGGUGUCCUCAAGCUCUCCCUGAUGCACGACGGCCUUGCCCGUGGUCUUCGUGAGGCUUCCAAGGCCCUCGACCGUCGCCAGGCCCACAUGUGCGUCCUGAACGAGGCCUGCGAGGAGGAGGCUUACAAGAAGCUCGUCAUCGCCCUUUGCUCUGAGCACAAGAUCCCCCUGAUCAAGGUUCCCGAUGGCAAGCAGCUCGGCGAGUGGGCCGGUCUCUGCGUCCUCGACCGUGAGGGUAACGCGCGCAAGGUUGUCAACUGCUCUUGCGUCGUCGUCAAGGACUGGGGUGAGGAGUCGCAGGAGCGCUCCAUCCUCCUCAACUACUUCCAGACCGAGCAGUAAACAGAUCACCGGGCUUAGAUGGGCGUCAAAGGCAGGAAGGGUAUAGAGGCAGUGUGGAUGUGGCAUUCAUCCGUCGCUGCGACGAUUUGGGUUGUACUCUAGCUUUUUUCAGCUGGCGUUGCGCAUCAUGACGGUUACCUGGGCAUGACUACGUAUGGAAGACAAAAAGACAAAAAAUGCCCGUCAGGGCGCACCUC
Messenger RNA from Verticillium alfalfae VaMs.102, 752 nucleotides. Its product is annotated as 40S ribosomal protein S12. Gene Ontology annotation, cellular component: ribosome; cytosolic small ribosomal subunit. Gene Ontology annotation, biological process: translation. The coding region runs from base 118 to 555 and encodes 145 amino acids. The record is from RefSeq and is a predicted model, not a curated record. Lineage: Eukaryota; Fungi; Ascomycota; Sordariomycetes; Glomerellales; Plectosphaerellaceae. The transcript is spliced from 3 exons. Gene Ontology annotation, molecular function: structural constituent of ribosome.